Messenger RNA from Cryptomeria japonica (Japanese cedar), 752 nucleotides. RefSeq lists its product as uncharacterized. The transcript has 3 exons. The record is from RefSeq and is a predicted model, not a curated record. NCBI's taxonomy places the organism in Eukaryota, Viridiplantae, Streptophyta, Pinopsida, Cupressales, Cupressaceae. The coding region runs from base 23 to 565 and encodes 180 amino acids.
CUGGCCAAACAAUAAGACUAGAAUGUAUAUAUUGGAAAAUACAGGGGCUUUCAUUCGAGAACAUGGUCUUCAAAAAGGAGAUUUGUUGAUGCUAUAUGAAGAUGAAGAUAGAUAUGUGAUCAGAGGUAUGAAAGCAACUCACUCGGAAGAAAUUAAUUCAUCUCCAUGUAAGACUGAGCCAAAGUUGGAAUCUAGUGAAGAUGGAGGUGACCAAAUCCCAGUUGAGGAUAGCAUUCUUGUUUCACAAGGUAUAGAAAAUACAAGCAUACCUGAAACUACUCAUGAAAUGAACCAGAAUGUCUUAUCAAUAAAAGGAGAGGAGGUGAAUAUCAUGGCUCAUGAACCUAAACCUCCAUUGAUAGAAAAUAUGCCUUUUGAAGAGAUUGAAUUUCCAUUGAUAGGUAAUACGCCUUUUGAAGAGUCUGACGAGUCUGAAGUUCCAUUGAUAGCUGAUAUGCCUUUUGAAGAGUCUGAAGAGUCUGAAGUUCCAUUGAUAACUAAUCCGCGUUUUGAAGAGAGAGAAAUAUUUUCUUCAUUGGAGGACCUGUGGUAUUUACCUUCUUAAGGCAACAAAUUGGAGGGUAUCCUAAACUAACCCACCCUAAGUAUAAGAGAUCAAUUAUUGAUUAACCAUGGAGGUUUAAUUUUUCUUUAUUAUUUUUAUAUAUACCUAUUGAUAUGGUUCAUAUGUUUCAGGAACUUAGUAAGUUAUGGUUUCAUUAUAUAUCUAUUGACAUAGUUCUUAUGUUUAA